Messenger RNA from Fopius arisanus, 1663 nucleotides. RefSeq names its product Branched chain amino acid transaminase (gene Bcat). Gene Ontology annotation, molecular function: branched-chain-amino-acid:2-oxoglutarate transaminase activity. Lineage: Eukaryota; Metazoa; Arthropoda; Insecta; Hymenoptera; Braconidae. The transcript has 7 exons. Gene Ontology annotation, cellular component: mitochondrion. The record is from RefSeq and is a predicted model, not a curated record. The coding region runs from base 401 to 1639 and encodes 412 amino acids. Gene Ontology annotation, biological process: L-leucine biosynthetic process; L-valine biosynthetic process.
ACUCGAUUCAAAUUCAUUAUUCGACCAACAACGGGAGGAAAAUUGACACAAGUGCCCUCGACUCCGGUCCCGUUCAUUCGUGGUUCCUAUUCUUUUAUUACAAAGUGUUACCCGUAUUAAAUAUAAGACAAACCGAAAUUGCAAAUUGCUGAUUAACGAAUUGCUGAUAAAUAACUGAAAAAAAAAACAAUAGGACACUAUAAAAUAUUUAAAUAGUCACAUCGUUUUUCUGUUACAUUAUUAUUUCUCCGACAAACUUUUAAAAUUCUUGAAUUCAUUCGGGUAAUCAGCGCAAGUUAGUUACGUAUUAUUCUUGUGGUUAUUAUUGUUGUUAUUGAAGUGUAGUGUAUACUUUGACACUGGUUUUUACCUCCAUUUAAUACUUUUUAAAGAGAUAAGGAUGGUUCAUGCGAUGCGUAAGCUCUUAGUUCGAGGAAGUCUUUUGAAGCAGAUCCAUAAAAAUGUCAGAUACAGUUCAUCGCUGAAGAUCCUAGACCAGGAGGUGCUUCAGGGAGAACUAGAAGCAGAACGUUCUUUCAAAUAUUCAGACAUUGCAGUGAGACUGGCACCUCCGCACCUGCUCCAACCAAAACCAAAUGUCAGUGAUCUCCGUUUCGGAAAAUACUUUACAGACCACAUGUUCAAGGUUUACUAUCACGAGGCACUGGGGGGGUGGCAAACCCCUGAGAUCACACCUCUCGAAAAUUUAGUCUUUCACCCUGCGGCUAAAGUGCUUCAUUACGCCAUCGAAGCUUUUGAAGGGAUGAAAGCCUACCGAGGAAUCGACGGAAAGAUCCGUUUGUUCCGUCCAGAAUUGAACAUGGCACGUAUGAAUGCAUCGGCUCGUCGAAUGGGCUUGCCAGGUUUUAGCAGCAUCGAGUUCAUAAAAUGUUGCACCAGACUAAUUGGUAUAGACCAGGAAUGGGUGCCCCAUUCAGAGGCCUCCAGUCUCUACAUAAGGCCAACGAUAGUCGGCAUCGACCCGACCCUGGGAGUUUCUUCAUCAGAAUCAGCACUUCUUUACGUAAUUCUCUGCCCUGUGGGAUCUUACUUCGCCGGGGAAAAAAGAACAGAAGGAGUUUCAUUGCUAGCUGACCCUAGGUACACGAGGGCAUGGCCAGGAGGGUGUGGAGAUCGAAAAGUCGGCAGUAAUUACGCACCUACAAUUAGGGUGCAGAAGGAAGCUGCUGAGAAGGGACUACAGCAGGUGCUCUGGCUCUAUGGGGAGGAUCACCAGGUUACAGAAGUUGGAACCAUGAAUAUUUUCAUGUUUCAUAUUAAUGAGGAUGGAGAAAAACAAUUAGUAACUCCUCCACUAGACGGUUUGAUUCUCCCAGGCAUCACCAGGUCUUCGAUAUUGGAACUCGCUCGGGAUAUAAACGAAUUCAAAAUAACAGAGAGAACCAUUACGAUGGAAGAAGUUUGUCGAUUAGUUGCAGAAAAUAGAUUAUUGGAGUUGUUUGGGGCUGGGACAGCCUGCGUUGUGAGCCCAAUUUCCUACAUCGAAUACAUGGGACAAGGUCUCCACAUCCCCACGUGUGAUCAACCUGAACCUCUCUAUAAAAAAUUCCUGAAGACUCUUCUUGACAUCCAGUAUGGUUACGUACCAGGUCACCCUUGGACGUGGGAAAUUGACUGAUAAACUCAUUUCUCUUAAUACUAA